ACUACUUACACUGGGUCACUCAUCCAUACAUCAGUGGAACACAAAUGUUCCCUCAGGAUGCUCCUAUAUUCCAGUAAGAGGUACACUGCUAAACAAAUUUGAGUGGCUUUGUGAACAUCAGGGUGAUGUCAAAUAUUUCUUUAGCCUCCCAAAUCAUAUGACCUAAAUGUCAUUCAGUCUUUUUGGGAGGUCCUCAAGUGCAGAGUGUUAAGUUGAUUUCUACCACCUUCAUCCCUCAAGGAACUAGAGGCUUUUCUACUUGAUGAAUGGUGCAAUAUCCCACUACACACAAUUCAGACUGAAGCUCUUCUGAGGGCAAAGGGUGGCACUCUUUCUUAUUAGGUUUUUGAUAUUGAUAUAUCUUUUUGGUGUUCCCCUGUAGAAGAAUAUAAUAUUUGCACUGAUUCAGAAUUGUCUGGAUUAUUUUGGAUCAUCUUUCAAAGUUUUGCAUUAUUAUAAAUACCAUUUUACAUGUCUUUGCCUGUAUUUAAAAAAAAAUGAAGUUGGCAUUGUUGAACUCAUUCAGGAGCUGGAAAUAUGUGCUAUUCAUUCUCUCAGCUUUGUCUUAGGGGCGGCAGGUAGCAUAGUAGUUACAGCUGCUAUCUUGUACUUACCCUGAGUUGAUACAGUAAAAAUGACCCAGCUGUAUAAACGGGUUAACAGUGUAAGUGACUGAAUGUUGUCAGUCGCUGCUGAAAUGUGUCAAUGAAAUAUUUGGAGGUCAAAUUGAUCAGUGCUGAAAUUCUAUUUUUUGGGUUUAUAAAUUAUGUGACUUCUCCAAGUAUGACAUUAAACGUGCGCUCAGCUAGUUCAACAGAUUUCCAACCCGGAUAAAAUUCUUUGUCAAACCCCCCAUAAACAGAAAAAACUAACAUAUGUUUGGAAAGUUCCCAUAUGCCUCAAUUUCUCCCCUUAAGCAAAAACCACAGUGUAAGUAUUGUCUGUUGGCAUUUCGUUGUAAACAUGUCAGAAAAAUUAAACAUACUAAUCCCACAAAGCGCAGUUUUAAUUCUGGAGGACAGCGCACUGACAGGAGAAUCCUGCAAAGCUUGUCGUAGUGUUGACACCCGCUGUAAUCGAUCGUAACUCAUGUUCUUUUUCCCCAUGUUGCUUCUUGUUGAUUUACAUUAGCGAGUCAGUGGAAUCUGUGCCGAGAACAUGGGGUUCAUUGUAGUGAUUCUUAGUCUGAGGUUGGAGCCAGUAGCAGACUCCAGAUGUAUCAGGAGACCAGUUUCUGUUUGGCUGAGGUUGUCAGCGAGGAAUGUAGCCUUGUGUUGUAUUGGCAGACGCUCGCUCCUUUGCGGAUGACCCAUCGGAAGGUUGCCAAAACCAUCUCAAGUGAGGGACAAACCGACCCCCAUGAGAGUGGGUCAUUUACUGGCAAAUCAGACUGUAAUGGGCCAGUCUGAACCCACACGCGUGCCAUUGAGUCCAUCACCUGGGCAGGUGGUCGGGGACGCACAGUAACGGUGAGAUCACGUGCCAUGGGACCCAUCCUGCAGGAGAAAGUGUCCUGCAAAGAGAGAACAUGGAGCAGAAGGGAAGAACGGCACAAAGGGCCAGCAGCCAGCAGCCCCAAGAAAGGGAAGCUGAAUCAGAACUGCAGGUCACAGAAAAAGCCAGGAGCAAUCCCCAAACACGCACCACAGCCGCUGCGCAGGGACCCCCUUAUAGUAACAGAAAAGGACGUGCAGUGCAGUGGGACCAGGGUGAAGUCCGUCUCGCCCCGGGGAACGGAUGCCGGGACGACUCGUCCCCGCGGUCAGGUUCGAGUUUCUCCAGCAGGAGACAGCGAGGAGCGCAAGGAGCAGCGGGGCUCCCCUCGUGGUCGGGGUAGCAAGCGGAGUGAGAUGGGUAAAGGGAAGGAGCGCCGGGCAUUAUCCCUCUCCCUGGCUCCUCCUUCUGCCCACCUGGAACCAUUGAUGCGGCGCGAGCAAGAGGAGCCCGACAGCGCCAGCGACCUGUCCGACUCGGAACGGCUGCCCUUGCUCCCUCCACCGCGCACUCCUCCGCAGCUUGAGCUGCGGGCCGAAGUGAUUGGCCCCGAUCCCCUGCAGCCGCCCCUCCCCGGGCCCUGGGUGCCGUUCCUCGGCAGCCAGAGCUACCCCGACUUCCUGCCCACACCGUUCAACACUUGGAGCCUCCGGCAGCUGGCCGUCUUCGUCCACACGGAGGGCAGGAGUGCCCCUCGGCCCAGGCCGGCCACUCUCUUGGAGAGGUACCUGGAACGGCUGCUGCAACUCGAGUGGCUCCAAGUUCAAACCAUCCAGGAGGAGAACGGCAGGCCCACGGCCUCUGUGAGCGUGAGCCGGCCCCGCCCCCACACGGCUCCGCCCAGCAGCCUCAGCUCGCCCAAAUGUCUGCGCCAUUGCCAGCGUGCCUUCCCCCUGGCCUUCUUGUCCUCCCUGGCAGACCCCGCUGCCGGGGCACUUUCGGGCCGUGUGUGUCCCCACUGCCGUGUGCGCUACCCCUUUUGCAACGGGGCGUGCAGACUGUACGGGUACCAGCGCUACUCCCGGCUCGGCCCCCUCCCCGAGCGCAGGGCCCGGGGUGGCGCCCUCCCAUCAAGGAGUAGCAGCGAGAGCAGGGCGGGUCUCGCCCAUCAGUGCCGAGAACCAGGCAGCUCUGCGGGGGGCAGUAGCCACCUGCAGCGUAUGCAGGCCGCCGGGAACAUCCGCAGACCUACGGGGGGUCAGAGACCCAUGUCGAGGCCCCUCUCGAGCCCGCCUUGUUUUGUAUCUGGAGCUAGCAGGUCCGAAGGCCCCUCGAGGGAAGCUGGGUCUUCCUGUGAGAAUGUGAGGGAUGGCAGACCGCUGAUCACAGCUAGAAGCGAUGGUGAGCAAGUUGUGCCAGUGGGACGGGAUUCGAAAACACAUCCUGUUGGUUCUCUUAAAGACCUCUCCUGUGUGUCUGGUGCGAGAGUUAACAGCAACCUGAAAGUUAAAUUUGUUGCACAGUAAGUGACUUUAUACUCUUUCAUGUCAAACUCUCUUCCUUUCUGUUUUGUACACUGGCUCGUCGAAUUACAAAUAUGCCGGCACUGAAAGUUCAUUACUUGUUUAACACUCAAGUCAUAAAGGUGCACUUUACUGCCACCUGUUGGCUUGGAAAUUUGGGACUGCAGAUACUGUAAGAGAAGAAAAUAGUUGUUGUUAUUAUUUUUUUAAUCAUACCAAUGCAUUUUAAAAUUUCAAAAUCUGUAACUUGAGUAGCCAGAGCAUUUUGUGCAGGUGCAAAACAAAAUUGUGAAUCCUCAGAUUUGGGUAUGUCAUCUUUUUAAGCCUAGUGGCACAACAGAAAACGAUGUUCUGUACCAUUUAAUUCAGGUCUCCAGUGAUGCAAUGUAAUAUUUUAAUAUUUUGCUAUCUUCUCCAGGACAUUUCCUUGACUUUAAUACUCUUAGCAGUGGUGUCUGUUUAAAACACUAGGAUGUGAAACAUUUUUUCAUUUUUUUCAAGGCUUUACUGCCUUGUGUACAGGGGAUGGACAAAAUUAAACUCUACAUGGAAAAAGGAAUCGAAUAAUAAUUAGAAGCUGCAAAGUGGAGUCAUUAUCAACUAUUUCUUUGGCAUUUCUGUAACUUUGCCCAUUCUCUGCUUUAAAUUCAAGAUCCCUCCUUGUUGUAUAGAAGAUAUUUCAACAAACAUGUCAUUUCACGUUAUACAGAAAGGAAAUAUAUUCACCAAACCAUGAAUAUAUUUUAAAACAAAAAGAUCUGAAGGAAAUCGAGGGCGUCUGAAUAUGUUCUAAUGCAAUAUUUGGAAUAAUGAUAUUUCUGCCAUGAUUAGUUAUCUUUGUACAUACACUAAGGUACCAGAUGGUUUUUAUAUUUGUAUACAUUUAUACUGUUAAGGUUGUUUCUCCGAAGAGGAGUGUGCAUGGUUAAUUAUCUGGAGUAAAUAUAUUUCUACUACGUGUUUUUUAAUUUAGAACUGCUGCCAGCAUGCAAUACUUUCCAUGAUGCAGGAUGUGAAACAAAUGAAAAAAACUUUAUAUUCUGAAGCAAUUUGUGUAAAUUGUGAUGUUUACAUGUUGAAAUCAGGGAUAAAAAGGAAUGAAUUUUUUAAUUUAUACAAACAUUGUGAUAAUGUAAAAAGUUGUAUUUUUUUUUUUUUUCUUUUGAGAUGUUAUGCAAUAAAGCCUCCU
Molecule: messenger RNA, 4146 nt
Organism: Scleropages formosus (Asian bonytongue)
Lineage: Eukaryota; Metazoa; Chordata; Actinopteri; Osteoglossiformes; Osteoglossidae
Gene: fam217bb
Product: family with sequence similarity 217 member Bb
Exons: 5
Coding region: 1485-2960 (491 amino acids)
Source: RefSeq, a predicted model, not a curated record